This is a messenger RNA of Mesoplodon densirostris (Blainville's beaked whale), 5053 nucleotides long. RefSeq names its product protein tyrosine phosphatase non-receptor type 21 (gene PTPN21). Gene Ontology annotation, cellular component: cytoskeleton. The record is from RefSeq and is a predicted model, not a curated record. Lineage: Eukaryota; Metazoa; Chordata; Mammalia; Artiodactyla; Ziphiidae. Gene Ontology annotation, molecular function: protein tyrosine phosphatase activity. Bases 283 to 3813 code for a protein of 1176 amino acids. The transcript has 19 exons. Gene Ontology annotation, biological process: protein dephosphorylation.
GCGGCGGCCGCGCGGCGGGGCCCCGGGAGGCGGGCCGCUGAACGGGGCGCGCGGCCCCGAGGAUGCGGGAGCGGGAGCAGCACUGGCGUGGGUGCUCCCAUCACCUGGUCUUUGGAGACUCAGUUGCUUUUUAAUGGCGGCAGCAGCUGCUGGGUGAGCAGCCGGAGACUCUACAGUACUCCUCUCUUCAGGACAGGAUCGCUUUCUCUCGCCAUUACCACCACUGGAUUGGUGGAGGUGCUUUUCCCUUUUCACCCCUCCAACUCUUGAAGGGAGAAGAAGAUGCCACUGCCAUUUGGAUUGAAACUAAAACGCACCCGGCGCUACACGGUAUCCAGCAAGAGCUGCCUGGUUGCCCGGAUCCAGCUGCUCAACAAUGAGUUUGUAGAGUUCACGCUGUCCGUGGAGAGCACUGGCCAGGAGAGCCUGGAGGCUGUGGCCCAGAGACUGGAGCUGCGGGAGAUCACUUACUUCAGCCUCUGGUACUACAACAAGCAAAACCAGCGCCGGUGGGUAGAUUUGGAAAAACCUCUAAAGAAGCAGCUGGAUAAAUAUGCAUUGGAACCUACCGUCUAUUUUGGAGUGGUGUUUUAUGUGCCUUCAGUUUCACAGCUGCAGCAGGAGAUUACCAGGUAUCAGUAUUAUCUGCAGCUGAAGAAAGAUAUCUUGGAAGGAAACAUUCCUUGUACAUUGGAACAAGCAAUUCAGCUAGCAGGCUUAGCUGUUCAAGCUGAUUUUGGUGACUUUGAUCAGUAUGAAUCCCAGGACUUUCUUCAGAAAUUUGCCUUGCUUCCUGUGGAGUGGUUACAAGAUGAAAAAGUAUUGGAGGAAGCAACCCAAAAAGUGGCCUUACUGCAUCAGAAAUACAGAGGGCUGACAGCUCCUGAUGCUGAAAUGCUGUACAUGCAGGAGAUAGAGAGAAUGGACGGCUAUGGAGAAGAGAGCUACCCUGCCAAGGAUAGCCAAGGCAGCGACAUAUCCAUCGGAGCGUGUCUCGAAGGUAUCUUUGUGAAACAUAAGAAUGGAAGGCCUCCUGUGAUAUUUAGGUGGCAUGAUAUUGCUAACAUGUCCCACAAUAAGUCCUUUUUUGCAUUAGAGCUGUCAAAUAAAGAGGAGACCAUCCAGUUUCAGACUGAAGACAUGGAAACAGCAAAAUACGUGUGGAGACUCUGUGUUGCGCGACACAAGUUUUACAGAUUGAAUCAGUGCAGCCUGCAAACUCAGACUGUCAUAGUGAACCCAAUUAGGAGGAGGUCUUCUUCGAGGAUGUCUCUGCCUAAACCCCAGCCCUAUGUGAUGCCUCCCCCGCCUCAGCUGCAUUAUAAUGGACAUUAUACGGAACCAUACACUUCUUCCCAAGAUAACCUGUUUGUGACCAACCAGAACGGAUACUACUGUCACUCUCAGACGAGUUUGGAUCGAGCCCAGAUCGACCUGAGUGGUCGCCUCCGCAACGGCAGUGUCUACAGUGCACACAGCACCAGCUCCUUAAAUAACCCGCAGCCCUACUUGCAGCCCUCACCCAUGUCCUCGAACCCGAGCAUCACCGGGAGUGACAUCAUGAGGCCUGACUAUGUCCCGUCGCACCGGCACAGCGCCCUGAUCCCCCCGUCCUACCGCCCGACCCCCGACUAUGAGACGGUGAUGAAGCAGCUCCACAGAGGCCUGGCGCCCGCCGAGAGGCAGAGCCACUCGCUGAGAAACCUCAACAUCGGCAGCUCGUACGCAUACAGCAGGCCCGAUGCGCUGGUUUACAGCCAGCCCGAGAUCCGGGAGCACGCGCACUUCAGCUCCCCGCCGUCGGCCCACUACCCGUUCAACCUGAAUUACAGUUUCCACAGCCAGGCCCCUUACCCGUACCCCGCAGAGAGGCGGCCGGUGGUGGGUGCCGUCAGCGUGCCCGAGCUGACCAACGUGCAGCUCCAGGCCCGGGACUACCCAGCCCCCAACAUCAUGAGGACGCAGGUGUACCGCCCGCCGCCCCCCUACCCGUACCCCAGGCCCGCCAACAGCACCCCUGACCUGUCCCGCCACCUCUACAUCAGCAGCAGCAACCCCGAUCUCAUCACCCGGCGGGUCCAUCACUCGGUCCAGACGUUCCAGGAGGACAGCUUGCCGGUGGCGCAUUCCCUGCAGGAGGUCAGCGAGCCCCUGACCUCGGCCCGGCACGCCCAGCUCCAGAAGCGGAACAGCAUUGAGAUCGCGGGGCUGACCCACGGCUUUGAGGGCCUGCGGCUCAAGGAGAGGACCAUGUCGGCGUCGGCGGCGGACGUGGCUCCGCGGGCCGUCUCUGCGGGCUCCCAGCCGAACAUCGUCACGGAAAGGACAAAGCGAGACGACGACGACGAGCAGGAGAGCCUGAGAUACGGUCACAAAAAGUCUCUUUCAGACGCCACCAUGCUGAUACACAGCAGCGAGGAGGAGGAGGAGGACUUGGAGGAGGAGCGCGGGGCGCGGGCGCAGCCCUCUGCCCAGGCGCCCCGGGGCAGCUACUCCCAGCAAGCCCCGCUGAGCAGCCCCCACGCGCCCGGCCCCCCGGCCGCCGGCCCCGUGCACAGCCUUGAGCCCAAGGCCCACGUCACUGAGGCCGAGAGGAAGGGGAGGGCCGGCAGCCCAGUUCCCACGCCCGGGGAAGGCCCGCUGCCCAGGAGGGACGGGCUGCUGACGCCCUCCAUGUCCGAGUCGGACCUCACCACGUCGGGGAGGUACCGCGCCAGGAGGGACUCUCUGAAGAAGAGGCCGGUGUCAGAUCUCCUCUCCGGAAAGAAGAACGUCGUGGAAGGGCUUCCGCCGUUAGGGGGAAUGAAAAAGAGCCGAGUAGAUGCAAAAAAAAUUGGUCCUCUCAAACUGGCUGCCCUAAACGGACUCUCCCUGUCUCGACUGCCUCUGCCUGAUGAAGGAAAGGAGGUGCCUGCCAGAGCCACGAAUGAUGAGAGGUGUAAAAUUCUGGAACAGCGGUUAGAACAAGGAAUGGUAUUCACAGAAUAUGAAAGAAUUCUUAAAAAACGGCUCGUUGAUGGGGAGUGCUCAACAGCACGACUCCCUGAAAAUGCAGAAAGAAAUCGGUUCCAAGAUGUUCUUCCCUAUGAUGAUGCCAGAGUGGAACUGGUCCCAACCAAAGAAAACAAUACCGGUUACAUCAACGCGUCACAUAUUAAGGUCUCUGUCAGUGGAAUUGAAUGGGAUUAUAUUGCCACUCAGGGACCAUUACAAAAUACCUGUCAGGACUUUUGGCAGAUGGUCUGGGAACAGGGAAUUGCAAUUAUAGCAAUGGUGACAGCAGAAGAGGAGGGUGGAAGGGAGAAGAGCUUUAGGUAUUGGCCACGCCUUGGUUCCAGGCACAACACUGUCACCUAUGGAAGGUUUAAGAUCACCACCCGGUUCCGCACAGACUCGGGCUGCUAUGCCACCACGGGCUUGAAGAUGAAGCACCUUCUCACGGGGCAGGAGAGGACGGUGUGGCAUCUCCAGUACACAGACUGGCCUGAGCAUGGCUGUCCAGAGGACCUCAAGGGAUUUUUAUCAUACCUUGAAGAGAUCCAGUCUGUUCGACGCCAUACAAAUAGUACAAGUGAACCAAAAAACCCCAACCCUCCGUUACUGGUCCACUGCAGUGCUGGCGUGGGACGGACUGGCGUCGUUAUUUUGUCAGAGAUCAUGAUUGCCUGUCUGGAACACAACGAGGUGCUGGACAUCCCACGGGUGCUGGACAUGCUGAGGCAACAGAGAAUGAUGAUGGUGCAGACCCUCUGCCAGUACACGUUCGUAUACCGAGUUCUCAUUCAGUUCCUGAAAAGCUCAAGGCUCAUAUAAGCUCCCACAACUUCCUACCGGGACCCGAUCAUGUGAAGCGUUUACAGCGGAAAAAAAAGAGUGCUUGCCGAAUUCAUGCUGUCUCCUCCACUCGAUGCACAUGGAGCACUACAUCAGGACGUAAGUGACGGGAUGAAUGAUGGCACAUGGAAGGAAGUAUGCAGAGCACGAGGCUGAAGAGGGGGUUUAACCUGGGAAAGAUGCCGAAGAGGAAGGACUUGGUUCUGAGGGCGUUGCCCUGCUCCAAUCUGUCCUAUUUGCAGUACUUGCACACAUUUGGAGAUUGUAUUUUCUAGAUAAUUCUCUAUUUCGCUGAAGCUACGCUGGGCAAUUCUGGCAAUCACUAAGGCGUAUAGGUGUCUAUCUUAAACGAGUUUUUGAUAAUGAAAUUUUAUUUUAUGACUCAAAUAUUUGGGGUUUUCUUCUUAAGAAACUGAACUUUCCAUGGGGAUGAUCCACAGAUGUGAGUAGUUCCUAUAUAACUUUGUAUUUAAAACUAUGUUAUUAUCUUUUGUUAUUUUUAAAAAAUCUUGGGUAGUUAACAAUGUAGUUACCAAACCCCAAACUACAAGAAGAAUCUAAAAGUGUUAUUUUGAAACAAAGAAAACAUUUUUAUAUUCAGAAAAUUUUUUAUCCUAAAAAUUCUAUAUAUUUGUACCUUCUGUAUUUUCCAAACAAGAGUUCAGCUCAUUAAGGUACUGAGAUGAGUCAGUUAAUGUAAGUUAAAGUUGGGAAUGAAGGCACAUUAUUUAAAAUGUAUGAAAAUAAUCAGAUUCACUAUUUUUUUUUCAGUAUUAUUCAUAAACCCAAAUGAGUUUGAUUUUAUUGGUUGAAAAUGAAGUGAAAAACAGUUGCAUAAGAUGGUUUUAAGCACUUUUUUUUGUUGAAAACAAUAAAUCUGAGUUUUUAAUAUAUGUGUUACUUUAUAGGUGAAACAGUAACAACGGACAUAUUGAAAGUGUUUUGGAAGAGAUCAGGAAUGUGUAUGUAGGGUGACUAGGACAAGAGUAAGUGCAGUGUAAACGCAAGAUGGUGAAUGCAAGCUGCCUUUGUCUUUACAGAAAAUGCAGUGUUAUCUAUACUCAGACUGAGAUGCUGGCAUGGGGAGUGGGGGGCUUGGGAAGAGUCUGGGGGCUGACCCCCCAAGGAAGGUAUCCCCAGGAAAUUCAGGGCCCAUCACUGGCAGUGACUCGCUCUGUUUCCUUGAAGUUCUUCCACCUGCACCUCUCUUCUUUUUUUU